This is a messenger RNA of Heteronotia binoei (common prickly gecko), 1707 nucleotides long. RefSeq names its product flavin-containing monooxygenase 3-like. The record is from RefSeq and is a predicted model, not a curated record. The transcript has 8 exons. Lineage: Eukaryota; Metazoa; Chordata; Lepidosauria; Squamata; Gekkonidae. Bases 67 to 1668 code for a protein of 533 amino acids. Gene Ontology annotation, molecular function: NADP binding; flavin adenine dinucleotide binding; N,N-dimethylaniline monooxygenase activity.
CCCAAGGUUUGCUAACCCUGGCUCUGAGAUGUCUUCUGUGCAAUACCCCUUCCUCAGGAGGUCACCAUGGUACAAAAAGUAGCCAUUAUCGGUGCUGGGGUGAGUGGCCUGGCGUCCAUCAAAGCCUGCCUGGAAGAAGGAUUGGAGCCCAUCUGCUUUGAGAGGAGCAAUGACAUCGGGGGACUCUGGCAGUUCACAGAUACCACAGUGGAUGGCAGAGCCAGCAUUUAUGCCUCAGUGCACACCAAUUCGUGCAAAGAAAUGAUGUGCUUCCCAGACUUCCCUUUCCCGGAGGAUUUCCCAAACUACUUGCAUAACAGCAAGCUUCAAGAGUAUAUCCAGCUAUUUGCCAAACACUUUGAUCUUUUGAAAUACAUCAAGUUUAAGACUCUUGUGAUUCAUGUGAAGAAACGUCCUGAUUUUUCAACCACUGGCCAAUGGGAAGUGGAAACAGAAACAGAAGGCCAAAUGGAAUCUGACAUUUUUGACGCUGUCAUGGUUUGCUCUGGCCAUCAUGUCUAUCCAAAUAAUCCAGCCAAUGAAUACACUGGCAUAGAGAAGUUUAAGGGCAAAUACUUCCACAGCCGGGAAUACAAAGGACCCGAAAAGUUCAAAGGGAAGAAGGUCCUGGUGAUUGGCCUUGGGAAUUCUGGCUCUGACAUCGCUGUGGAACUCAGUAAUGCGGCCUCUCAGGUUUAUCUCAGCUCUAGAAGUGGAUCCUGGGUGAUGAGUCGUGUGUGGGAAAAAGGCUACCCUUGGGACAUGGUGAUCAUUAAUCGCUUUGAAACAUUCCUCAGGAACGCCCUCCCUACAGUGAUCAGUGACUGGAUGUUUGUGCAGCAAAUGAGCAGAUGGUUCGAUCAUGAGGUUUACAGCCUGGCACCAGUAAAUAGAACACUGCGCAAGGAGCCUGUGUUCAACGACGAACUCCCAAGCCGCAUCACAUGUGGAGCUGUUGUGAUUAAGCCCGGUGUGAAGGCGUUUACAGAAACCUCUGCCAUAUUCCAGGAUGGGACUGUGCAGGAAGGCCUUGAUUAUAUCAUCUUUGCGACAGGCUACAGCUUCGACUACCCAUUCAUGGAUGACGAGUCCAUCCUCAAGUGCAGAGACAACAUGGUCACCUUGUACAAGAGCAUCCUCCCCCCUCGGCUGGAGAAACCAACCAUGGCAGUGAUUGGCUUGGUUCAGUCUUUGGGAGCAGUUAUCCCAACUGUGGACCUCCAGAGUCGCUGGGCCAUAAGUGUCUUUAAGGGGUUAUAUAAGGUGCCUUCGGAGAGCCGCAUGAUGGAAGACAUUGAUGAGACAAUGGGGAAGAAGCUCAAAUGGUACGGCCAGUGCGAUUCCCUGCAGCUCGAUUACAUUGUCUAUAUGGACGAACUCGCCUCUGUGAUCGGCGUCAAGCCCAACAUUCCACUCCUCUUCCUGACAGACCCCAAACUGGCGGUGCAAGUUUAUUUUGGCCCCUGCAGCCCAUACCAGUUCCGCUUGACAGGGCCCGGGAAGUGGGAUGGGGCCAGGAACGCCAUCCUAACACAGUGGGACCGAACCCUGAAGGCCACGAAGACCAGAGCUGUACACAGUUCUCAGAACUCUUUCCCGCUCUCUGUUUUGUUCAAAAUCCUGGCCCUCCCAAUUCUCAUUGCUGUUAUUUUUUUGGUGUUUGUCUGAUUGAUCUCUGGGUAGAACAAGAUGCUGCAGCAGCUUAAA